UUGUAUGCUCAGCGUUACGACCGGGGAGAUGCGGGCCUUCUCCUUGAUCUGAUUUCAAUGGUCGGGCUUAAAGGCGCGAAUAUAGCGCACGUCCUCUCUGUGCUUCUCUAUUCUCUUCUCUUCCUUCUUCUCACAUUCACUUUGUUGGGACAGGGUGGUUCUAGCUUGACAUGGCAGCUCUUCUUGAGAUGAACGAGCAGGUUGACGGAAGGGCGGAUCAAGCAAAAGAGAGGCCAUCCUCACAUCUACCACAGCAGGAUGAGCAGCAGUCCAGCCACUUGUCAGGCACGCCACCCAUUCUCUUCCCACCUUCAAGCGAACACACACCACGUCUUUGGCCAUCGUGGUUUCCACCAGCUUUUCCAACAAGUGCAGGCACCUACCCUGUUUCGCCAUCCUUUACUGGCGACCAUUUUCCACCCGUCUUUUUCCAUGGAUUUGAUGAACAUGAAUGGAGUCCGUCUGUUAUGUCUACACACUCUGCUAUGGAGAAUCAAGAGAGUGGCAGUAGCGCUGGUGCGUACUCGACGUUUGGCAGCAACAGCAAUACUUUUUACUCAUACGCUUCUGCACCAUCCACAUUUCGCAGUAGGAGCAAAAGCUACGAUGAAAGCUAUCGUCUUGGACCACACACUGAGUCGGAAGCUACCGGACAGCAGCGUCUGCCCUCAUUGACUCCAUCACAACUUCUUUUUCGGCCGCCCCUGGAUGACUUUGCAGCAUCACAACAGCCAACGCAUGCUUUGUCCAUACCUUCUUCUUUUGCAUACCCAACAGCCAUUGGCCAACUCCCUGCACCUGUCACUCGGCCAUCUUUGCCAAGCUUGAGCUCACGUCGCGCCUCUGUGCCAACACCCAUCUCAUCAACGACCCCUUUCAAUCUACACAUGUCUUCCACAGCAUCAUCCUUCAGCAGUCGUUCAAUUCAGGCAGUCGCUGCAUCGAGUGUCUCGCCUCCAGAAAGCUCAUCGCGCGGUAGUACCAUUGUUCAGCCAGUACGUUCGCGCUCUGACAGUCACCCAAUCCUCCCAUCAACAACAAGUCCCUAUACAACACCUGUCAGCAAUGCGACCUUACGAGCAGAACGUGAAAGACUCACAAAAGGUUGGUCACAGGAAGAUGAUCUCCUCAUUAUUGAACUGAAGAGACGUCGAAACUACACCUGGAAGCAAAUCCAACGUGGCUAUUUUCCUGAUAAACGAGCAAGUGCGUUACAGGUGCAUUAUUCAAGGCAUCUAUCGAGAUUAACGGAAUCUGAGGUAGCAGCGAAGGAGGACGCGUAUCAGGAGAAGGCUUGGCAGCGUACAGUGUUGGAGAGGAAUUAUCAACCGAAUGCUGUUGCGUUGGCUUAUGAGGCGUUGGCGAAGCAGCGCGCAGAAGCAGCUGCAGCUGCUGCUGCUGCUGGGUACGGUGAGAGGGGUCAAGGUCGUUUUCAUGAGGAAGAGGGAGGAGACACAGCCAUGCAGCCACCCAAUGAGGAUGGACAGCAAUCGUAUACGGCUGUGACGGAGGGUUUACAUGAUCUUACACGCCACUUUACACGUUGAUCGGGGGUUCAACGGACGUUGAUUAUUCGGGGCAACAUAUUAGAAGCAUUACUUUUCACAGCAGCAGCAGGGCAUGCGCGUAUAGAUAGAUAGCAGGACGGAUUGGCAUCGUAUCAAUGGACAAAAGAAAAGGUCAUUAUGCAGUCAUGAGUAGUGUUUUUGAGUGAUUUUCAAUACGUGAUAUGAUAUGAUGUGAUGUGAAUGAACGCCUGUACAGCAGUGUCCUAGCAUAUCGCCUCUUGUACGUUGAUUGUCGCAAGGUGAUUUCCUGAGAUCAUGUCAAGUACAGAUGAGAGGAUGGCAGUCGAGAUGAAUGUCGUGCAGUGCAAUUGAACUGAGAUUCAUUAGAACAUGCUUAUGAGGUACUAGCGAACCGGUCAGCAACACAUUCAACAGAAGAACAAAAGAAGCACUUACGGGUUGGGGUUCAU
This is a messenger RNA of Protomyces lactucae-debilis, 1978 nucleotides long. RefSeq lists its product as uncharacterized. Lineage: Eukaryota; Fungi; Ascomycota; Taphrinomycetes; Taphrinales; Protomycetaceae. Bases 171 to 1547 code for a protein of 458 amino acids. The record is from RefSeq and is a predicted model, not a curated record. The transcript has a single exon.